Messenger RNA from Phaethon lepturus (White-tailed tropicbird), 984 nucleotides. Its product is annotated as coiled-coil domain-containing protein 13-like. Gene Ontology annotation, cellular component: centriolar satellite. Gene Ontology annotation, biological process: cytoplasmic microtubule organization; non-motile cilium assembly. The record is from RefSeq and is a predicted model, not a curated record. NCBI's taxonomy places the organism in Eukaryota, Metazoa, Chordata, Aves, Phaethontiformes, Phaethontidae.
AGCCAACAGAAGCAAAUGCAGGAGAUCUUAAAGCACCUGAGCCAGCAGGAGGAGAAGAACAAGGAGUCCCAGCAGGUGCUAGGGCAGCACUUGAACAGUGAGGUUCAGAAACAAAACUGCCUAAUAGAGCAGCUCAGACAGAUGGUGGCUGAACGAGAAGCAAAGGUUAAAGAGCUGGAAGAGGAGAUUGGGCAACUCACAUUUCAGAAGAAAUCUGCUCAUCAAGGGGACGUUUCAGGAGCUGCUGAUACACCACCUUCUGACCCACCUUCUGAGCACUCAGAAGAUCUGGGGUUUACUCUUCUUAAGCCUCUGGCACCAGGCAGAAAUCAGAUUGGAAGGAUUGGAUCUGCUCGCACAGUGUCCAAGAUGGGCCAUACACUUGUGGAGUCGGCUGCAACUAAGCCUUCCCUUCUCAGUAGUGACAUCACACCUGGAAGGCUUGCUGGCACUGACAGCCCGGAUCUGAAAGUGCUGCAGAUGCAGAUCAUAGAGCACAAGGCUCUCUGCCAGGCUGCUGAAGUGGAAAGAGACAGGCUCCUGGAACUGGUCACUGUGCUGCAGAAAAGGCUGGAGGAAGGCAGCGAUAAAGUCUUGGAAGCUGAGAAGAGGCUGCGAUGCGUCAUUUUGGAACAGCAGCUUGAAAAACUGCACAUGGAUCCAGGGAGGAGCACAGGCGCACAGAAACCUCCCCCGAGGAGCAAAACAGGCCAGUCUGUAAGUCACUCAAGACUCACCUUGAAUGUGAGUGAUAGGAAGGAGGUCUCUGCAGCCCAGCUUUCCAAGUUGCCUCUAGAAUCGCAGAUAGAGGAGCUGAGCACAAGGCUUGUGAUCCAGCUGGAUGAGAAUGAAGCUCUGAAGGCUGCUUUGGAGGCUACUGUGAGAAAGAAAGAGGAAGACUUUAAACUGUAUCAAGACACAAUGAACCAAGUCAAGGAUAUCUUUUCACAGGCUCUUCGGCAGCAGAAACAAGAGAAGAGUUAA